CCCCCCCCUUGCCCCCCCUUCUCCCUUCUCCCCCACCCCGUCUCCUCGACAUCGCAAAUUCGCUGCCGGUUCGCAGGAGCAGCCGCCGAGGCGACCCCGCGGCAGGAGCCGCCACCAGCCCCGCUCGCUCCGCUCCUCCGGGCGUCCAGCCUUGUUUUGAAGGGAGCUAACAUGGCGACGGUGCCCGUCUAUUGCAUCUGUAGGCUGCCCUACGACGUAACCCGCUUCAUGAUCGAGUGCGAUGCCUGCAAGGACUGGUUUCACGGCAGCUGUGUGGGUGUUGAAGAAGAAGAGGCACCAGAUAUUGACAUCUAUCAUUGUCCAAAUUGUGAGAAAACCCACGGAAAGUCUACUUUGAAAAAGAAAAGAAAUUGGCAUAAACACGAUACUGGGCAGACAACAGAGGUCAAACCUGUACAGAAUGGAAGCCAAGUCUUUAUAAAAGAACUUCGAAGUCGUACUUUUCCAAGUGCUGAAGAUAUAGUCGUGAAAGUGCCAGGUAGUCAACUAACAACAGAGUAUUUGGAAGAAAAUGGCUUUGUGGAGCCCAUCCUCGUCCCAAAGAAGGACGGCCUGGGUUUGUCUGUACCUGCACCCACCUUCUACGUCAGUGAUGUUGAAAACUAUGUCGGACCAGAGAGGAGUGUUGAUGUCACUGAUGUCACCAAGCAGAAGGACUGCAAGAUGAAGCUCAAGGAAUUUGUGGAUUACUACUACAGCACAAACAGGAAAAGGGUCCUCAAUGUGACUAACUUGGAGUUCUCAGACACAAGGAUGUCCAGUUUUGUAGAGCCUCCAGAUAUAGUUAAGAAGUUGUCCUGGGUGGAAAACUAUUGGCCUGAUGACGCUCUUCUGGCUAAACCAAAAGUUACCAAGUACUGCCUGAUCUGCGUGAAGGACAGCUACACAGAUUUCCACAUAGAUUCGGGAGGAGCUUCUGCGUGGUACCAUGUGCUGAAGGGAGAAAAGAUAUUUUAUCUCAUCAAACCAGCUUCUGCAAAUAUUUCUCUUUAUGAACGCUGGCAAUCGGCAGCCAACCACAGUGAGAUGUUUUUUGCAGACCAAGUAGAUAAAUGUUACAAAUGUACAAUUAAACAAGGACAGACACUCUUCAUUCCAUCAGGUUGGAUUUAUGCAACUCUAACACCUGUAGACUGCCUGGCCUUUUCAGGACAUUUUCUACAUAGUCUAAGUGUUGAAAUGCAGAUGAGGGCGUAUGAAGUGGAAAGACGAUUGAAAAUUGUUAGUCUGACCCAGUUUCCAAACUUCGAAACUGCAUGUUGGUAUAUGGGAAAGCAUCUACUAGAGACAUUCAAAGGUUUGCAUAAAGCUGGGCAACAACCUCCUGCUCAUUUACUCCAAGGAGCAAAAAUUCUCAAUGGUGCUUUCAGGUCAUGGACUAAAAAACAGGCUUUAGCAGAGCAUGAAGAUGAACUGCCGGAAAACUUCAAACCAGCACAACUUAUCAAGGACCUUGCCAAAGAAAUAAGAUUAAGUGAGAAUGCUUCGAAAGCCAGCAAAGCAGACGUGAGUGCCAACUCCAAUGCUGAGGAGAUCUGUCCUGUGGAGAAGGAGGAGGCACCAUCACCUGUCCAAAUGACGCCUCCGCCCCCACCUGUAGAAAAGCUCCCUAAAAAAAAGACUCCUAAAACUGUGAAAACCCCCAAACAACUGAAGCCAUCCAAACCCCCCAAACCUCCCAAGGUACCCAAACCCCCUAAGCCUCCCAAAACACCAAAAGUUAAGGGAGAAGGAAAAAAGAAAGGAAAGAAGGCAAAAGAGAGUCCACCACCAGCCAUCCCAAAUCUCGACUUGCUGGAGGCGCACACAAAGGAGGCUUUGACAAAGAUCGAGACGCCAAAGAAGGGGAAGGCUGCAAAGAAUGUUUUAAGUGUUCCCAAUAAGGAAACUGCUAGUAAGCAGAAUGAGGUGGAGAAAUUUGAAGUUCGAGAGCAAAAUAAAAGCAAAACAGAAGCCAAAUGGAAGUACAAGAACAGUAAACCUGAUUCACUUCUUAAAAUGGAAGAGGAACACAAAUCUGAAAAGACACCUUUAUCGGGAAAUAAGGACAACAAAUUUACAUUUUCUUUCUCUAAUAAGAAGUUGCUUGGUUCAAAGGGAGUCAAAACUCAGCUGAAUACUAGUGUGUUUGGGUCACUGCAGAAUUUUAAAGAAGACAAAGCAAAACCUGUGCGAGAUGAAUAUGAAUACGUGUCAGAUGAUGGUGAACUAAAAAUUGAUGAGUUUCCAAUCAGAAGAAAGAAAAACACUACAAAGAGAGAACUGCCCUUUUUAUCAGAUAAAAAAGACACUCUACAGCACACUCCUGUUAAGAAGCCAAAGGUGGAGUCGGUAUCCUACAAGAGCGAUGACUCGUCAGAUGAAGAUUUGCUUCACAUUGACACAGAGGCAAAGCCAGGACGCAAUUCCAAAGUAAAGAAAGAAAGUGGAAGUUCAGCAGGAAUUCUUGAUCUUUUGCAGGCAAGCAAGGAAGUUGGGGGUUUAGAGUAUAACACCAACAGUCAGCCACCUGCCUCACCCAGCACACAAGAAGCAAUCCAGGGCAUGCUAUCGAUGGCAAACCUCCAGUCGUCAGAGUCCUGCCUCCAGACAUCAUGGGGUACCAAUCAGGCGAAGAGUAACUCCAUCUCCACACAAAACUCUAAAAAAACAGGUGGUGGCAGCAACAAAAACACCAGCAAGCGGUUACUAAAGAAAAGCACAAAGAACAGUAUUGACAUCGAAGAUUACGACGAAGAUCAGGAUCACUUAGAUGCCUGUUUUAAAGAUUCAGACUACGUUUACCCUUCUCUCGAAUCAGAUGAAGAUAAUCCCGUAUUCAAAUCCCGAUCAAAGAAAAGGAAAAGUUCAGAUGAUGCCCCUUACAGUCCAACGGCACGAGUUGGCCCCUCGGUGCCUCGACAAGACAGACCAGUGCGAGAGGGCACGAGAGUUGCCUCCAUUGAAACUGGACUUGCAGCUGCUGCCGCAAAGUUGUCACAACAGGAGGAACAAAAAGGCAAGAAGAAAAAAAAUACCAAAAAGAAGCUGUCAACCAACAACGCGAACAAACCGGCUCAGGAAGGCAGCUCGCCAGAGCCGAAGCUGGAGUCACAUGCCAGCAGCCUCACAGAUCACGAGUACACCGCAGGGGCCAGCACCUUUGGGGUCGCCCAGCCUAACAGGGGAUCGCAGCCGAUGGCACCCGGUGUUUUCCUCACACAGAGGAGACCCUCAUCAUCCUCGCAGAACAAUGCCUCUGCCAAAGGAAAGCGCACGAAGAAGGGGAUGGCCACGGCCAAGCAGCGGCUCGGCAAGAUCCUGAAGAUCCACCGGAACGGGAAGCUGCUGCUCUAGCGGCGGGGCCCGCGGGCAGCCCGGCGGCGUCGCGCCCGGGGACGCUGCCGCUUGAUUCUUGGCCACCACGACAAUAAUCCCUUUAACUUUCGGCGGUCGGAGUGUACAGAAUCCUGCUAUAAAUAUUUUUUAAUAUAGAUGUCCUUUCUCAGAGUGCUGAGAGUGACUAGCCGCAAAAAGUUAAUACUAAUCUCGGCCGCGGAGGAGCGUGCCAGCCGGGCCCGGCCGCGGGCGGAGCCGGCGGCGAAGCAGCAGCAGCAGCGAGGCGGGAAGGCGCCGCGCCUCUUCCCGCCCGGGGCGGGGCGGGGCGGGGCGGGGCGGCAGCGCCCGUGUGGGGAGGCGGGGGCGGCCGCCGGGCUGGGGCGCCGGGCCGGGCGGUGCGGGGCCGGGCCGGGCCGGGCCGUGCGGUGCCGUGCGGUGCGCUGCCGUGCCGUGCGGGGCCGGGCCGGGCCGGGCCGUGAGACGCCGGGUUGUGAGGCGCCGGGCUGUGAGGCGUUGGGCUGAGGCGCCGGGCUUUGAGGCGCCGGGCGCGUUUCUCAGGCAACCCCCUGUUGCCCUGCGUAGCUGCGUUUCCCGAGACAUCCUUUUCCUAGAAUGUAGCUUGUACAUAGCUUUUGGAAUAACCACCACCGGUUUUUUAUAAGGGGAAAGUCUCUCCGGGGCGCCGCCCGCCGGUACCAGCUCUUUGCGUAACUUCUUGUACGAGGAGGGAGACAGUUAUUUUACUAGCACCUUGUGGAGUGUUUCCGUGUUUUGUGACGAUGUAAUUUAUUAAUGUUUGUAGCUUUUUAUAUUUGUACAUUUCUUAUGGGCUUUGUUUAUAUACACACAUUACCAGGGCGCGGCGCCUGCGGGGAACCAGAGCCACCCGCAGCCGUGGGCGAGGGCCGCGAGGGCCGCGCCAGCCUGGGUGUCGCGCCGGCUUUUUUUAUUAUGAUUAUUAUUAGUAGUAUUAUUAUUUUUUCGCGACAUGUACAUUUCUAACAAAGUUUAUCGUGGCUAUCUAUCUAUGACGGUGUUUUAUUUACCGAUUCAUAUCAAAUGCUCUUGUAUCGAGUUCACAAAAUCUAAGUAAACCUAGAGCAAAGUUUAAAAAAAGAAAAAAAGAAAAAAAAAAAAGAAAGUAAAGUAAACUAUUUCAGGUUUUGUACACAA
Molecule: messenger RNA, 4512 nt
Organism: Tyto alba (common barn owl)
Lineage: Eukaryota; Metazoa; Chordata; Aves; Strigiformes; Tytonidae
Gene: PHF2
Product: PHD finger protein 2
Exons: 22
Coding region: 172-3357 (1061 amino acids)
Biological process (GO): regulation of transcription by RNA polymerase II; protein demethylation
Molecular function (GO): histone demethylase activity; transcription coregulator activity
Source: RefSeq, a predicted model, not a curated record